Messenger RNA from Staurois parvus, 879 nucleotides. The record is from the annotation of a GenBank genome assembly. NCBI's taxonomy places the organism in Eukaryota, Metazoa, Chordata, Amphibia, Anura, Ranidae.
AUGGGAAAGAAGAAACCUCAGAAAGAGGGCAGACCAAAACAGAAAGAAUCCCGAUUUAAGAGGCCCUCUAAAAAUCUAGAGACCUUUGCCAAUGAAGUCCAUGAAGCUUUAGAUGCCAGUAUCCAGGGAGACACUGCAGAAGAUGAUGGAGAGACAAAGGUGAAGUUUCCCUGUCCGUUGGCAAUGUGGGACUUAGGACAUUGUGACCCAAAGAGAUGUACAGGCCGGAAACUGGUGCGGAAACGUCUUGUCAAGAACCUCCGAAUAAACCAAAGGUUCAAUGGCAUCAUUCUGAGCCCUAUGGGGACAGUGUAUGUCUCUCCUGCUGACAAACAAAUUGUUGCAGACUGUGGUGUAGCUGUUAUUGACUGCUCCUGGGCUAAGCUGGAUGACACACCAUUCUCUAAGAUGAAAGGAAGCCAUCCUCGGUUGUUGCCGUAUCUGGUUGCUGCAAAUCCGGUGAACUAUGGGAGGCCCUGCAAACUGUCUUGUGUGGAAGCUUAUGCUGCGACAUUCUGUAUUGUUGGAUUUCCAGAUUUGGCCACAAUUCUGUUGAGGAAAUUUAAAUGGGGGAAAGUGUUCCUUGAGCUGAAUAAAGAUCUGCUGGAGAAGUACAGUAACUGCCAGAAUUUGGAGGAAAUGAAGAAGGUGGAAGCAGAGUACUUGGCUGGGGCUCAGGACAAAGAUGAAGAAGAAAUAGGUUUUCAGCUUGGUGUCUUACCAAAGAAUGAUCUAAAACCUGAUCCUUGCAAUAUAAAUAUUUUACAUGCCAGUGUGUUGCCAUUUAUUGUCAAUGGCAAUAGACUAUCAUGCGUUUGGUCACAAAUGGUGCAUAUCAUUUUGUUGGAUGUUUGGUGCAGUAUUUGCCCAUUCAUUUGA